Molecule: messenger RNA, 1246 nt
Organism: Amphibalanus amphitrite
Lineage: Eukaryota; Metazoa; Arthropoda; Thecostraca; Balanomorpha; Balanidae
Gene: Lamtor1
Product: ragulator complex protein LAMTOR1-like
Exons: 2
Coding region: 348-866 (172 amino acids)
Biological process (GO): regulation of receptor recycling; cellular response to amino acid stimulus; endosomal transport
Cellular component (GO): lysosome; Ragulator complex; late endosome membrane
Molecular function (GO): guanyl-nucleotide exchange factor activity; molecular adaptor activity
Source: RefSeq, a predicted model, not a curated record
AUGACUUGAAUCAUUGCUGCCACCUACUUUUUUCAUCGCUUCCAUAUGCGGCAUUUGCGGCAUUACUGAUGCAAAAUGAAUAUUCUUGCAAUAGGCGCAAUUGGCAUGCGUGCAUGAUAGUGCCCUUCUUGCAAUAACACAUCAACAUCGUGUGAAGCUGCUUUAAAGUUAUUUGAAAAUAUUUGUGACCUAUUUACAGGUAAGCGCUCUGAUUUUGUUCACUUUCCUUUCUUACCUUUUAUCAUUGCUUUUUUGCUCUGUUACUGUGAAGCUAAAAAUCUUACUCAGCGUCCAGGAGCACGUAGGCACUUGGCAGUGGCGGAGAGGCCACCCUAGCAGCGUUGGCCAUGGGCUGCUGCUGCAGCACAGAGAGCUCUGACGGCUCUGACGCCGGCGACACCAACGAGCGCACGGCACUGCUGUCCGAGCAGCAGCGUCUGACCGGCUCCGGCGAGUCCGGCGCCGACCCGCCGGCCGAGGCCGCACCGCGCGCCGGCGACGCGCGCGCCCGCGGAGACGGCGAGACACUGCUGGACGGCAUCCUGCACGACAUGGCCGCCUCUGUGAUCGACGUGGCCGCCGUGGACACGCCCAACAUGGAGCAGCACGACUACGUGGAGCGGUGUCGACAGUACAGCAGCGCGCUGGCGCGGCUCAGCGCGCCGCCGCCGCCCGCGCUGGCCUUCCAGGACGUGCCGCCGCCGCUGGCGCAGCGCCUGCUCUCCGAGCCGCCGGCACGGCCCGACGACGUGCGGCGGGCGCGGCAGACGGCCGAGCGGCUCCUGGAGGCCGUCCAGGCCAUCCAGGUGACGCCCGGCGAGUCGCUGGUCAUCCCGUUCGGCCAGACGACUGGGAGCGAGCCGUGAGGGCCGGCCGAACCGCCAGCGUUCUGUUGGGUUUGCGCGGCCGGCGGCUGUGUAUGGCGGAGACAUGCGGUCGCCGUCUGAUGCCGGCUUCAUCGAGGGGCUCUGCGGACUGUGGAUAUCGAGCUGAUAUUGUGCGACCGGCGGCUGUCAGGCUGGUGCCGCCAGUCGGCAGCGCUCGCUGCUUCAUCUGACCGCAGGGAAAAGGGGCUUAGCCACGAGCCAGGGCGUCUCAACGGGCACACCAGGUGCCCCAGCUGGGAAUGUACACUGGGAGGUUAUAUCUUGCAUUGCUAUAUGUAUAGUGAGCUGUAAUAUCAGGUUUAUAUUGCUGUUGUAUGCGUUAUAAUGUAUCGAUGAAUGAAAUAAAGUGAUGCUCUUGA